Drosophila subobscura is the source of this 422-nucleotide messenger RNA. RefSeq lists its product as uncharacterized. The record is from RefSeq and is a predicted model, not a curated record. The coding region runs from base 129 to 371 and encodes 80 amino acids. Lineage: Eukaryota; Metazoa; Arthropoda; Insecta; Diptera; Drosophilidae. The transcript has 2 exons.
AAUUUGAAGCGUUAAAGUCGGUGGGAGGAGCGGGAAGUAAAAAAAGAGCAGAAAGAUCGAGUUGCAGCAGCAGCAAGUGAAGCAAAAUCAUUCUCCUUAGGAAUAACCAAAGCAAAAUCCACCAAAUUAUGCUCUUCAAAGUAUUGCUGCUCGCACUGCUGGCGUCACUCGGCUGUCAGGCAAAGCCUCAGCUGCUGCUCACAGCGCCAGUGAAUUAUGCAACGGCAGGAGCGGCAGGUGCCUGGCUGGCUACAGCACCAGCGACCUACUAUCCGGCAUAUGCCGGCUAUCCGGCAUACGCGUCGUAUGCGUAUGCACCGGUCUAUGGCGCAUACGCCACGUAUCCCUACUACUCCUACCUGAGACGCUGAUGCCCCAGGCUUGAAUGUAAUCUACAGAUUUGUGUGUACUUUUAUUCGAUU